AGGUGCAGGUGUGUCCGUCUGGUUCGGUUCUGCAGGUCUGUGGACUGGUUCUGCUCGGGCUGUUGUUGUAUAUCCAGAUGUGAUUUCAUGGAUCUGCUCUCCUGGUGGGAGAACUUUGAUGUUUCAGGAGGAGAUCCGGUUCCUGGACGGCCUGAGGUCUUUUCUGUGGAGGAAAAGUGUUUUUAAAUCUCUGCUUGAUGAACAUCAAACGUCCUGGAGCUUCAUGAACGCUGAACUUUGGAUGUUUGUUGUCUUCACUGCAGCUGCUUCCUGUUUUCUGCUGCUGGAUUGUAGAUUAGUCAUGAGAUUGUUCUAAUUUGGUUCAGCGGAUUCUCUGAUCCUUGAUCCUAAAUCUUCAGCGAAACAUUAAAGCCGACAGUAGAAACGAGAACAAACGUCUGUUCAUGAAUCUGUUCUUUAACUUUGGAUUCAUCGAGUUUCUUGUUCGUCUUUGAAGAGAUUGAUUUUUUUCUGAACGUUUUUAGAUUAUUUUAUUUUAAUACGGACAGAUCUGUCGGCCAUGUUGGUAUCUAAGCUCCUCCCACAGAAAAUCAUGCAGAGACGAAGCUGAAGGAGAGCGUGACUGUGGCUGUUCUCUGAUUUUUUUAUUUUUUUUUUUCCCCAGAAUUUUUUGCUGGAAGAACGGCGUGUCCAGGAGAAUGAAGGCGGACCUCCCGCUCUCUCAGGACAGAGCUCAGAGGAAACCUUUGGAACACCUUGUUCAGGAUGUUAAACUGGGUUGUCCGAGUCGUACCUCAACCACCCGAGCCUCCGUCCAAAAUCGCAGAGGGUCCGAAGGGCGACAAACCAGGUGCUGCCCCGCCUCCAGCUGCAGCUCCGCCCCCUCCUCCUGAGAAGAAAGUGAAGUUUCAGGACGAGUGCAAAAAUGAAGCUUCAAAGGCUGAGAAAUCCAAGCAGGAAAACCAAGCAGCGGCAGGAAACGGUCCCGCCCCCGGCGUGCUGACCUGGAUCAGCAGCUCUCUGCCACAUCCUGCAGCCUCGCCGAGCCUGAACAGAGCAAACCCCGCCCACUCCACCAAGGAGGAAGCUGCACCGCUCAGAAAAGGGAUGAUGGCCUGGAUCUCUCAGGGCUUGGAGAAGGUGGUUCCUCAGCCUGAGCUGAAGAACAAAGAGCCGACAGCCGCUGAGCAGCAGCCUCAGGUGCGUCAGACAGCGCCUCCUGCAGAAUAUCAGGUGACAGCGAAGGAGGAGGAGACAGACCAGAGUGAGAAGUUAGGCCCGCCCAGAAUGAUGGAGUGGAUCAAACAGGGAAUCGAGAAGGUGGUUCCUCAUCCGGAGAUGCACUCCAAGACGGAGGCCAACGAGAAGACUGAAGCUAAAGUGAUUAAAGUUCCUCCUCCGGCUCCAAAAGCGUCCACAGAGACAGAAGCCUCCAAGGAAGCAGAGCAGCAGCCAAAUAUGAUGGGCUGGAUCGUCAGCGGGAUCGGCCGCAUGCUGCCUCAGCCCGUCCCAAAGCCGGACACAGGAAGUGACGAGGUGCAGACGAUCAGCAUCCUUCAGAAGAACACUGACCUGGUGCUCGAGGAUGUGGAAGAGGAUGAAGGCAAGAAGGCAAAAGAAGAGUCCAAGCUGACAAGCAACCAGCAGCCGUCAAAAAAGACCGACGACGCAGAGACGCAGGUCGAUCAGCUGACUCCUCUGAUGGACAGCAUCAAGAAAGAAGCUGGAGAGGUGGUCCUCGCUCACAUGGAGGAGAGGUUGCAGCAGGAGCGUCUGGAGGCAGCUCGAGUUGCAGAGGAGAUGGCCAGGAAGGCUGCUGAGGAGGCGGUGCGACAGCUGGAGGUCGAGCAUUCGGCAAAGAUUGUCAUCGACACCCUUCCAGAGCCCAAUGACCAGUUGCCUAACAUCCUGGAGGAGGAAAAUGAAGAUGAGCCAGAGCUUCAAAACCUGCAGGAGGACAGUGAAGGAAGCCAGAACAAAAAUUCAGAGGAAAAUAAAAUUCAGGAGGAGGAUAAAAUCAUGGAUCUAUGCCUGGUGGACAUCUGCGCGGCUGAAGACCUCAGCAGAGCUCAGGCUCAGGAGGAGAAGGCCGAACGUGCUCCAGGUGAGCCUGAGACUCCGCCCACUGAAGCCGCAGACCCUGUCCCUCCUUCCUCUACGGAUGUGGAACCAGCAUCUGAAAGGAGAGACCUGGACAGUCCCAUCACCCAACAGCCAGAGCCCCAACCUGCAGAGGCCCCUCCCUCUACCUCUGAGCAGGUCAGCGCAGCAGAACCUGCAGAACAAGCAGGAUGUGGAGAGAGCCGCAGCAAAGGUGUGGCCGAAGCUCCGCUGCUCACAGUGGAAGAUGUGGAUCAGAAAGUGGUGAACGGACGCACCCUGAACAUCCCCCAAAUUAUCACCACGCCAGAACCAGAAGCAGACACCCUGGCAGUCCCAGAACACAGCAUGGCUGACCCGUCCACAGACGAGGAAGAUGAGGAGCUGCUGAAGGUCGGCCUGAAGACCUGGUCCAGUCAGCCGGAGCUGCUGGUGGCAGACGAUGAGAUGCGCCCUCAGUCCGUCGCCAGCAUCGGCAGCGUGGUGGUGCAGGAGCGUCUCAACGAGCUCGUCUCUCUCUUCAAAGGUCGGACAGAGCGGCAGAAGGACCGCCUGCUGGACCCGGACGAAUCCGAGGAGGAGAGUCCAGCCGCCUCUCCAGCAAAAGCACCUCCAGCUCCUCCUCCACCUCCUCCCCCAGGAGAGGGGAAGAAGGAGGACACCCCAGCAGCAGCAGAGGAAGAGGAGGAGGAACAAUUCCAGUUUGAGAUUUUAGGACUUCCCAUAAAACUCCCUCAACUUCCCAAACUUCCCCCGAUGCCGGACUGGCUGAGAGCCAUCCUGGACUUCCGCUUCCCGUCAAGCAUCGACCCGUUCACCGAUCUGAUCUACGUCCUCUGGCUCUUCUGCGUGGUGGCAGCAUGGAACUGGAACGUGUGGUUGAUCCCUGUCCGGUGGGCGUUUCCCUACCAGACGGCGGAGAACCUCCACCUGUGGCUGCUGGCCGACUACACCUGCGACUUCAUCUACAUCCUGGACAUCCUGGUCUUCCAGCCCAGGCUGCAGUUCGUCCGUGGAGGAGACAUCGUGUGCGACAAAAAAGACAUGAGAGAAAACUACAUGACCACCGAGAGGUUCAAGAUGGACGUCAUCAGUCUGUUCCCCAUGGAGAUCUUCUACGUCUUCACCGGCGUGAACUCUCUGCUGCGGUUCCCACGUCUGCUGAAGUACAUGGUCUUCUUCGAGUUCAACGACAGAAUGGAGGCAGUGAUGAAGAAGGCGUACAUCUACAGAGUGAUCCGGACCUCCACCUACCUGCUGUACUCGCUGCACAUCAACGCCUGCCUCUUCUACUGGGGCUCCGACUACGAAGGACUGGGCUCCACCAAGUGGGUCUACGAUGGCAAAGGAAACGCUUACAUCCGCUGUUACUACUUUGCCGUGAAGACCCUGAUCACCAUCGGGGGUCUGCCCGACCCCACCACCGUCUUUGAGAUCUGCUUCCAGCUCAUCAACUAUUUCGUUGGUGUCUUUGCGUUCUCCAUCAUGAUCGGUCAGAUGAGGGAUGUUGUGGGAGCGGCGACGGCCGGUGAGAACUACUACCGAGCCUGCAUGGACAGCACCGUCAAGUACAUGAACUCCUACAACAUUCCCAGAGAAGUCCAGAACCGGAUAAAGACCUGGUAUGACUACACCUGGAAAAGCCAGGGCAUGCUGGAUGAGCAGGAGCUGCUGAUCCAACUCCCGGCAAAGAUGCGGCUGGACAUCGCCGUAGACGUCAACUACUCCAUCGUCAGCAAAGUCGCCUUGUUUCAGGGCUGUGACAGGCAGAUGGUGUUCGACAUGCUUACGCGGCUAAAGUCCGUCGUUUACCUGCCCGGAGACUUCGUCUGUAAAAAGGGCGAGAUCGGCAGGGAGAUGUACAUCAUCAAGCAGGGGGAGGUUCAGGUGGUGGGCGGUCCCGACCUGCAGACGGUGUUCGUCACCAUCCGAGCCGGAUCAGUGUUCGGGGAGAUCAGCCUGCUGGCUGGAGGCGGAGGAAACCGGCGAACCGCCAACGUGAAGGCGCAUGGAUUUGCCAAUCUGUUCAUCCUGGAUAAGAAGGACCUGGCAGAGAUCCUGGUUCAUUACCCCGAGUCUCAGAAACUUCUGCGCAAAAAGGCCAAGAAGAUGCUCACCAAGGACAAGAAGCCGGAGGAGAAGAGGCCAAGCAAAGCCACGGUGGAGGUCAUCCCCCCCAGGCCGGACACCCCCAAACUGUUCAAAGCCGCUCUCAAGGUGACGGAGCAGGCCGGCAUAGAGGGAACCUUCGCCAAGCUGAAGAAAGCCUACAAACCGUCUGAGAGCGCCGCUGAGGACCCAGAGGCCCGUACCACUGUCUCCCCGCUGCCGCCCCCGUCUCCGAUGCAUCGACGCUCUCCAAUUCCUCGGAGCUUCCCGCGAGAGGACGGAGACGAAUCGGUGGCAGAGACAGCCGACAGCUCCGUCAUUAUCAGGAUGACGCCUCGACAGGAAGGGGAGGAGCUUCUCACCGUGGAGGUGGCUCCACAGGAGAGGGAGGAAGAGGAGGAGAAAACAGAGAAGUGAACACUUGAACAUAAAAAACCUCAAGAAGCAACGAGGGAGGAUGAAGGAUUCCUUCCUUCUGUGACGGUUGUGAUCAGGUUCCUUUGUUGAAAUGGUUAGCGUGCAGAAGGUUUUAACGCUUCGUUCUUUUUAAGACAACCCGAUGGUGUCACACGAAGGCCUGCAGGCUGACUUAGCAUGCUAAUGCUAGUUUUGUGCUUCUUCUCCAUUUCAGUUAUCUGAAAUGAGCAUGCUAACGCUAAUGUUAGCUUGAUGUUAGAUCAAAAACAGUUCUUAUUGAGAUGAUGCUCAUUAGCAUUUGGGAUGGGGACCAUCUGGAUGUAAUCUGGUGCUGAAGUGGUACUUUUGGAAUGGAAACACUAACGCUAAUUUCGUAUCCUCCAUCUAUUUUGGCUCAAACAAAAGAGGCUUUAUGCUAAUCCCUAUGACAAAAGAGUUUGAUAGAACCACAUGUUGACAUUAACAUGUUAGUUCAGAAGUUUAAUUCAAAGACAAAUACGCACAAACGCUAAUGACUGUGUGUCCAUGCAGCUUCUUUUAUAUACGCUUGAAAGCAUGUAGCAACAACAUGCUAAUUCUUCCUCCAUCUUCAGCUAAACAACAUUAAUAAACGUACAUUUAGUCCUUUAGCAGACACUUUUAUCUAAAAUAGUUAAAUAUCAACAAGAAAACAAUAAACACCAGGAUUUCAACCCUUAACCACUUACCCUGCUAAUGCUAAUCUCUGACACUAAAACAGUAAAAAAAAUGUAUUUUUGUGGGCAAAAUUAUUAUUUAUUAUUUGGUAACUUUCCUGUUACUUAGAAGAAUCAGGGUCAUCCUGGAUGAUUAUUGGAUUUAAGUUAUAGCAAUUAUAUCAUUAUAGCUUUUUCAUUAGAAUGUACAUAAACUGAAAAACUUUUUAUUUUCAGCCACAGCUGCUUUGACACAAGUUUUGGGGUUAAACUACACACAGCUUAGUUGUGUCCUACAAAACUUAGUAAGUAUAAUUCUGUAUAAUUCUAUUCUGAAUAAUGUACACAAAAAUGAAAACUAAAGCAACAAAUUUUCUUUGGGACAACAGUAAAAACGGUUUGUUCAUUA
Oryzias melastigma (Indian medaka) is the source of this 5670-nucleotide messenger RNA. Its product is annotated as cyclic nucleotide-gated cation channel beta-3. Gene Ontology annotation, molecular function: intracellularly cGMP-activated cation channel activity; cGMP binding; protein-containing complex binding. Gene Ontology annotation, biological process: retina homeostasis; monoatomic cation transmembrane transport. The record is from RefSeq and is a predicted model, not a curated record. Gene Ontology annotation, cellular component: photoreceptor outer segment; plasma membrane; intracellular cyclic nucleotide activated cation channel complex. Lineage: Eukaryota; Metazoa; Chordata; Actinopteri; Beloniformes; Adrianichthyidae.